Messenger RNA from Passer domesticus (house sparrow), 5149 nucleotides. RefSeq names its product tRNA methyltransferase 2 homolog A (gene TRMT2A). Lineage: Eukaryota; Metazoa; Chordata; Aves; Passeriformes; Passeridae. Gene Ontology annotation, biological process: RNA processing. Bases 436 to 2346 code for a protein of 636 amino acids. Gene Ontology annotation, molecular function: RNA methyltransferase activity; RNA binding. The record is from RefSeq and is a predicted model, not a curated record. The transcript has 11 exons.
GCGGGCAGAGCGCCGCCCGCCCCGGCCCCGCCACACCGAUCCCCCCAUGGGUCCUCGGAACCGGCCCUGGUACCGGCCCUGUCACCCAGCCCCGGUGCCGACCGCCGGCGCGGCCCCUCCGCCCCCCGAGAAGCGUUUUUGUUGUCCCGUUUCCCAGGCGCCUUUCCCAUCGCCCCCCGCGCCAUGGCGGCGGCCGCCCGCGUCCGGGCCCAAGAUGGCGCCCGCGUGAGGGAGGGGGUGAUGUGUGAGCUGCUGUUUCUAAGGUGUUUAAGGGCCGCGGGUGCUUCCAAGAGCGAGGAGCGGCAGCGCUGAGGGGCAGCGCUUAAAAAACAACCAGAUCGUUCCUCUGCCGUCAUUCUCAUCGCAGCGGCCCGUCCGUGAGGCUGCGGCCCCGCCCCGCGAGGUGCGCGGGGUGGCUGAGGGGGUGGCGGGACCAUGGCGGAGGAAGGCGAGCGCUGCGACCGCGACACGGCUCCUGUGGCGGAGGCUGGAGAUGGGGCUGAGCCGGACAGCCAGGCCGGGGAAGACCCCGCGGAGAGCCCCGACGUGUACAGAUACAUUAAGGGAGACUUGUUCACCUCCGAGAUUUACAAAGUAGAGAUACAGAACCUGCCCAAGUACAUUGGGUUUAACGAUGUGAAAAAGUUCCUUGCCAAGUACGGGCUCAACCCUCACAAGAUAAAGCUCUUCGGGAAGCAGACGUUCGCCUUCGUGACGUUCAAGAGCGAGGAGGAGCGGGACAAGGCCCUGCGGGUGCUGCACGGCGCGCUCUGGAAGAGCCGCCACCUCAGCGUGCGCCUGGCCAAGCCCAAGGCUGACCCCAUCGCCAAGAAGAGGAAGCGAGAGGAGGAUUCGGAGCAGGGGGAGGCGAAGCGUCCGGCUCCCUGCGGAGAGGAGCCUCUGAGCAAGCGGAUCGCGGACGUGGUGACCCCGCUGUGGAACGUGCCCUACGAGGUGCAGCUGGCCCAGAAGAAGCAGGAGUGCGAGCAAGUGCUGCAGAAGCUGACAAAGGAAAUAGGAAAUAACAACAGAGCUUUAUUACCCUGGUUGUUCCUGCAGAAGCAGAAGUUUAAUAAAUUAUGUUGCCCAGUGGAGGGAGUGAAAGCAUCACCCUUGCAGACUGAAUAUCGCAACAAAUGUGAGUUCUUGAUUGGGAUUGGUGUAAAUCAAGAAGACAAAACUGUGGGGUGUCGUCUUGGCAAAUAUAAGGGUGGUACAUGUGCUGUAGUGGAGCCAUUUGAUACUGUUCACAUUCCUGCUAUUGCCAAAAAAGUAGUAAAAGCUUUCCAAGACUACAUAAGGUCCACUCCUUACUCGGUGUACAGCCCCGAAACCUACGAAGGGCACUGGAAGCAGCUCACGGUGCGCACCAGCCGCCGCGGCCACAUCAUGGCAAUCGCGUACUUCAACCCUCAGAAAUUGAGUAAAGAAGAGCUAGCUGACCUGAAAAUCUCUUUGGCAAAAUACUUCACAGAAGGGAUGGGAAAGAGCAGUGGUGUUACUUCGCUGUAUUUUGUGGAGGAAGGACAGAGGAAAUCUCCCAAUCUAGAAGACUUGCCUUUGGAGCACGUGGCUGGUGAUAAGUACAUAUAUGAAGAACUCCUUGGCCUAAAAUUUAGAAUUUCUCCUCAUGCAUUUUUUCAAGUGAACACACAAGCUGCAGAAGUGCUGUACACUGCCAUUGGGGAGUGGGCACAACUGAGCCAAGAGAGCACCGUGCUGGACAUCUGCUGUGGGACAGGAACCAUUGGGAUUUCUUUAGCAAAGAGAGUGAAGAAGGUCAUUGGAAUUGAGCUCUGUCAGGAAGCUGUGCAGGACGCCAAAGCAAAUGCCCAAAUUAAUGAACUGAAUAAUGUUGAAUUUUAUUGUGGGAAGGCAGAAGAUAUUGUUCCUUCCCUGAUGAAUGUUUUAGCUCCUCAGAACCUGAUCACCAUUGUAGAUCCACCACGAGCAGGGCUGCAUUCCAAAGUAAUUCUUGCCCUGAGAAGAGCUGAACAUCUGAAGAAGCUCAUCUAUGUCUCCUGCAAUCCCAGAGCUGCAAUGAAUAACUUUGUGGACCUGUGCCGGGCCCCUUCCAACAGGGUGAAAGGAGCCUCCUUCCGGCCCGUGAGAGCCAUGGCUGUGGAUCUGUUCCCUCAGACCAGGCACUGUGAGUUACUGAUCUUCUUUGAGAGGGUGGAAUACGCCAACGGCAGCUCUGCAGCAGCAGCUGCUGCCAGCGAGAGCCCAGCAGCAGCCUGUGGCACCCAGGGCAGGGAUGGCACCAGCCCAGCAGCCAGCGAGGGGAGCCAGGCAGCUGCUGCCAUGGGGACUGCAGCCCAAGAGAGGGCUCACCCCAGCUCCUGAGAGACUUUGCAGAAACUACUUUUGCUUUUUAACUGCAUCGGUAACACCCCUCCUGUAACAUCCAGGUAAUAAAUCUCUGUACAACAGAGUAAUUGCAAGGCUUCCAACUUAUUUCAUCAUCCUAAUUUGAAUUAAGUUUCAUUAUCAUCGAUUCCUAGAAGGGUUUGUGUUGGAAGGGAUCUUAAUGAACAUCUCAUAACCACGCCUUAGCCAUGAACAGGAACACCUUCCACUCAACUGGGUUGCACACAGCCCCAUCCAACCUGGUUUUGAACACUCCAGGGACACGAUGUUACAUACAAUUAGCCCAAAUCCUUUUCUCUUCCUGCCUAGACACAUACAUGUAUUCAUAUACAGACACCCCCAAUUCCCAGAGCAGGUACAGGGACCUGUACCUACAGGUACCUGUACCAGGAUCUUGCUAAGGAACCUGGACCCACCUGUCAGUACUGUAUCAUGCUCUGGCCCCUGUCAAAACUGUGCCAUGUUUUUUCAGUAUGCAAGUUAAGAUUAACCCUUUAAAAAAAUUACUUGCUAAAUCUUUAUUAGGCAGUAAUAAACUUAGUCUAAUAAAAAUGCUAUACUUGUCACAUUGAAGUCAGUCUUGCUCUCAGACUGUAGCAUCACUGACAAGACAGUAAAGGCUGUAAGUUUCCUGCACCAUACAGUAAGGCUGAGAUGACUUUGCUCAAGGCAGGCCCUCACCACUGGAAACGGCCAGUACUGAGCUGUGCCAACACCAGCAGCUUACACUGCAGUGCCAGUGAAGACAAAGCUGGCUCAGGAGCCCCAGGAGCUGCUCUCCAGUCAGCACUCGCUGCAGCCAGAGGCUCAGCAGCUGCCAUGAAUGGACUGGGAUCCACACGACAGGACAAACAGCAGCACUGCUGGAAGGAGUGACCACCUGCAAUCUCAACUUACUUCUAAUAUACAUUUAGCAUGGCCUAACAACAAGAGAAGAAUUCUACUACAGCCCAUGGCUUUGCUGAUACCACACCUUUCCAGUGUUUGGUACCUGCACCCAACACGUACCAAAGCCAGCACUGUGGGCUGUAACAUUUCCAGCCUUGCCACAGUUUAAGUAAAAAUACAAAUCCUAAUUCAAAAAAAGGUAACUUAAUUUCAUUCCAAAUGUUUAACCAUGUAAACAUUCAAUUCCUCACUAAAAAAGUGAUUGAGUAUUUCCAUGAUCAACUAGGCUGCACUGAUCUAAUUUCUCUUUCAAAAUACCUAGAGGACUUGAAGAAUAAGAGCUCCUUUCUCUAGAUAUGCUUACACUAUCAUGAUACUGAUCACACUGGCACAUUUUAUAAUAUCAAACUUUAUUGCUCGAAACUAAUUGUCUGAAAAAUACACAUGUAGUACUCAAAGACCGAACACAGAGGAUUACAUGAUUGUGCAGAAAAAAAGCAAGCAGAGGCUCAGUGAAAAUGAGGCUUUAUAGUUGUACCAAUUCAGCACUGGCACCAAGCAACUGCACCCAACACAACUCAAAACAGCAACCAUUGUUACCUGCUGGGGCAAUAAGGAUGAACUUGGUUUUGUUUUCCCAUGUUCUCAGAUACACAUUGAAAUACUGUCACUGAUAAUUUUAUUUGGUUAAUAACAGCAUGGCUUCUUGCACUUCACAUUUCUUUCUUCCCACAAAGUUAGGAGGCUAUCACUUCCUGAAUUCCAUUCCAGAACCAAAGUACAGUUUAGUGAAUUAGUAAGAUAAUCAUGAUGCUUUUAAAUACUUGGACGUUACAAAUAUUAUUUGUAUAAAGCCUAACAGCAUCACAGGAGAAUGGAAGUUUACAUACAACAGUUAAGUUUAUGCAUAAUAAUCUUUCCAAAGUUCUGAGUACCCAACUAAUUCAGUUUUGUCUAAUAAAUAUGUUCAAAAAAGCUGAUGACUGGUGUUUCAGUAGGUAGCAUCUGACUAGUCACAGUAAGUUUUCCGUCAGUACCAUGAAGAUUUGAAUGCACACGAAUUUAAUCCUUAAAGUCAAUAUACCACACUUUUGUCGAGAAGCACAUAAUAUGCAAAGCAAAAUCUGUCUAAUCCCCAAAGGAUGGAACAGUUCUUAAAAAUACACUCCAUCCCUAGAAAAAUACCCAUCUUCCCCUGGAUAUAGAAGGGAUAAAUAACAAGUAUCAGUGACAAAAGCAGCAGUUUUAUGCAUUCAUACAAUCAGAUCUAAACCUUUACAGCCGAUUACCUAGAAAACACACAAGAGUUACAAGACAAGUUUAGGAUACAUCUUGAAUCACACUGUAAGUGUUCAUGCAGAAGCUGAAGUUAAUGCAAUGGUCUAUCCUCUAUCACAGCAGCUCGUGCUUAUGUGCAAAUGCAAGACUGUUACACUCCAAACAAUAGUAAACAUUGAAACACAAGAAUACUUCACAAUGACAUAAACAGCAGUUACGUUGUUUGUUCCAGCAGUUAUUGCGCUAUUUUCUGGACAUCUCUCCAGUUAAAGGCUGCAGCAAGGUCUAAUACCAUCUUUUUACGUUUGUUUUGUUUAGAAUGCAUAAUAUACGUUCUAGGCUUUGGUUCACAAUGAAAUCUCUGGAUGUUUUAAUUAAGGGCAAUGGUCACCUUGUGAUUCUGAUAGUGGCAGACUGAGGUAAUACAGCAAUCCUCUUAAAAUUAAUGAAAACAAAUUGGGAAGUGAGGCAUCUAUGGAUAUUCUGCAGGUGACCUGCAAAUGCAUUGACAUUCUGAUUUCAGAAAAAUAAAAAGAUCUACAAGGGUGAUUUGUCUUUUACAGUGCCAUCCAAGUACAGAUUUUUCUGCUGAAAACACAAGCUGAAAUAAAAC